Jatropha curcas is the source of this 1422-nucleotide messenger RNA. RefSeq names its product WRKY transcription factor 22. The record is from RefSeq and is a predicted model, not a curated record. Gene Ontology annotation, molecular function: transcription cis-regulatory region binding; DNA-binding transcription factor activity. Lineage: Eukaryota; Viridiplantae; Streptophyta; Magnoliopsida; Malpighiales; Euphorbiaceae. Gene Ontology annotation, cellular component: nucleus. Gene Ontology annotation, biological process: regulation of DNA-templated transcription.
UCGAAAACAGCUAGCUUUGAAAAGGUCUUCUUCUCCAAUAUAUAAAUAAACCUUUCCUUCAAUUAUUUUCUAUUGUUCUCUCUCUCUCUCUCUCCAUUUUCUCUUCUCCAACAAGAAAGUCAUCACCUUGUUUCCUCUGUGUUUACACUGCAAUCUUUAGUUGAUGGGCGAGUUUACUUUAACCGAAGACUGGGAUCUACAAGCUGUGGUUAGAGGACGCAGUACCAGUGAAGCUGCCUCUGCCAAUAUCAUGAAUAAUAACCCACCGUCUGUGUUUGCUCCUUUGAAUCUUGAUCAAGAUGAUGAUCUUUGGAGUUUCUUGGAAAUCUUUGAGUCUAAAUCAGAUUUAGCUGGCCAUGAAGAAAUUUGCAAACCCUUUUUGCGCCAGCAGGCUCGUUCCGCACAAAGUAACCCUACUAUUAAUACUUCAAGUUCCGAUUCCAUGUCUAUAAUAUCCAACUGUGAAAUGAAAGAGCCAGAUCAGAAACUGCAAAAGCAGCAAGCUUUUUCUGGAUCUGCUAGUCCUGUUAUUGCAACUGAUGCUACUAUGGCAGCCAAGUUAAAAAGGAGCAGAAAAAACCAGCAAAAGAGAGUGGUUAAACAUGUUACAGAAGAUGGCCUCUCAUCUGAUAUGUGGGCUUGGCGUAAAUAUGGGCAAAAACCCAUCAAGGGAUCUCCAUAUCCAAGCAGGAGCUACUAUAGGUGUAGCAGUUUAAAAGGAUGUUUAGCAAGAAAACAAGUAGAAAGAAGCAGUUCUGACCCAUCAAUAUUCAUAAUAAACUACACAGGUGAGCAUAGCCAUGCCCAUCCUACUCGUAGAAAUUCUCUUGCUGGUAGCACGAGAAUUAAGUCUACCAUGGCUAAACAAGCCGUAGCCAUUAAUGAACCCAAUAACAUGCAAAACAUUAAAAAAGAUGAAACCUUUCCUUCUUCUUCAACAACUCCUUCAAUGACUUCCACUGAAGAAGAUCAGUUGAUGCAAAACGUGAGAAUCAAAAAUGAGGAAGAAGAACAGGUUCUUGAUGAUGGUGGAAGCAAUGAAAUUCCCAUGCAGGACAUAGUUUUUACCGAUGAUAUGUUUCCAAGCUUAGAGGAUUUUGAAGGACUAUUUAAUAUGGAUCAUCAAUUUGCAGCUACUGUUGCUUAAAAGGUUCGAGCUAGCCUUUGCUAAUAUAUAAGAUUAAUAAUCUUUUCUUUUCUUUUUUCUUUUAAUACUUCCCAAAUUUUUGUCGGGUACUUUUAGUUUAGUUUUUGUACAGUUCUCCAUCCUCAAAGAGAUGGUUUCUAAAUAUCAGACAAAAAGGAUACAAGAACAAAAAUCUUAAAUGUUGUGUUUUAACUAUGGAGUUAGUAGUUACCUUUGUAUGCUAAGGAAGUUUGUGUUAAUUAAUUAGCUAUGAGCAUGAAAAUUAUAUAUCUUAA